This is a messenger RNA of Schistosoma bovis, 1770 nucleotides long. NCBI's taxonomy places the organism in Eukaryota, Metazoa, Platyhelminthes, Trematoda, Strigeidida, Schistosomatidae. The record is from the annotation of a GenBank genome assembly.
AUGGAGACAGAAUAUUACUCUAUCUUAUGCUAUGAUGGCGUCGAACGAACAUUCAAGUGUCAGUUCACUCAGACACGUGAAGAGGAUAUGUAUAUACCUUUUGAAGUUGACUCAGAUAUUGCUGUUACAAGUGAAGGAACUGAAGAUAUAGAUAUUCUGGGUGACGAAUACACAGAAAAUCGAGAAGAGAACGAAAUUAUGGAUUUCGAUAAUAUGAGAAAAUCUGUAUCAUUUCGCAAAACUCCGGUCGAACUCAUUGCUCCGGCUAAAUAUGUGGACGAUGAAUAUGGAGUGGAAAGUGCACCAGAGUCAUCUUCUGAUAAGGAAGAAUAUCCUACUAAGGAAGAAUAUACAAAUCGUGAAUGGAUAAAUAAACCAAUAUCUAAUUGGAUUAAUUAUGCUUAUGUUAAUAUUCCUAAUAGUUUGGAUAAAGUUGAUAAUUUCAAAAGUGUAAAAAAUGAACAAAAUGUAAACAAUAAAUUUAAUUUUCCUUAUAUAUUACAAGUUGUAAAAGAUAUAUGUUGUAGAAAUAAUCAAGAACAGUUGAAAUUAUCUUCAUUGGCUCAAACAUACGCUAAACGAAUUGCGAUAGCAGAUGGUAGUAAAAAUUGUAAAUUUUGUGGCCGAAUUCUGUCGUCUACAUUGACAAAACCAUUUCAUUUAUCAAAUGAAGGAUAUUGUUGCGAUCGAUAUCAUCGUCUUUUUCGUUUGGCAGUUAGUUAUUCUGAAAUGUUAUACAAACGUUAUCGUCAGCAACGACGUGAUCAUAAUAGACAAAAAUUAAAUAAUCUAACAGAAGAUGCAUCAGAGAAUCAAGUCAAUGAAUCUGGCACAAAAAUUUCAGGAUCAGAAACAGAGUUAUUAAAUUCAAUCAGGUCAUUAGUUGAUACUACUGGAAAUACAAAUAACGACGAUAGUGAAGAGACCGAAUAUACAACUGAUAGAAUUGUUUAUCAAUUAUCAAAUCGUAAGUAUAUCGAACAAGGAUGGACUGCAGUGAAUCAUGUACAACAUAGUGACAAUGAUAAUAAUAAUGACGAAUUGUUAUUAGUUAAUGAAGGCAAAUCAAUGCAUAUCAACUCAGAUGACGUAAAACAUGAGUCGAUUGAAAUACAACUUGAUUUUAUACAACAUACAUAUUCGAAUGGUGAAGUAUUUUUACGAAAAUAUAACGACAAUACAGGAGUCAUAUUUUAUCCAACUGGUAAUCCAGCAAUCUUGUUUCUACCUAGCGAAAUGAGCACUAAUAAUAAUGAGCCAGUUGGUCUACUAUUCAUUGUACAUGAUCUACUACAUCUGAAUAUGACAAAAGUUCGAAAAGAAGAUAAAAAAAUAAAUCAUAAACAAAAGUCUAAUUCUUUUAAAGUGUUAAAUAAUAAUACCAGUAAAAUGAAUAAAUUGAUCAAUGUCGAUGUACAAUCAACUGUUGGCCAAUUAAUCGGUGUGUUCGAUAGCAAUAUUCAUGGGGUAGUUUAUGACAAGGAAAACAAUAUACGAUUACAGUAUAAUCAUAAUGAAGGUGUCUAUUUCAAGCAACUUUUGGAUAGAUACACAAGGAUAUGGAAAUGGUCUGGAGAAAAACAUGUGCAUGCACCACCUUUUCAACCAAUGUCAAUAAAAUUAAAUGAUAUUAUAACAUUGAAAAUUUAUCGAUUUAAUAAAAUCCAUCUACACUUCCAAACAAUGAAAAUUAAUUGCAAAUUAGAUCUCACAAGUAAACAAUUGAAAUUACAAUGGAUAAACACAGAACAGUAUAAGGAACCAAAAUAA